AAUCCUGUUCUACAAUUAAAAAAAAAGUUUCAUUAGUUUCAUUCUGACGCUGUCAAAACUUUCCUGUCUUUUUAAACACACAAUGAAAUGAAACUGAAAGUUUUUUUUCCUCAUUUGACUUUUAAAUAUGGCUUCGAAUUACGAGGACGCAUUUGAUAGGAGUGUGUCAGAUUUAAGCGAAACUGGCACAGAUUCACUUUCUGGAUCUGAUUCAGACUCAGAAACACAACAGAGGCAGGUCUGCUAUUACUACAACAAAGGCAACUGUCGCAACGGCACCUCCUGUCCAGACCUGCACGUGUGCAAGUACUAUUUGAAAGGCAAUUGUCGCUAUGCCUCGGGAUGUCGCCUCUAUCAUGGCUCAGUCUCCAAUACUGCAAGCAACAAUCAAGAGACAAGGAGUCGUAGCAGGAGGACUCAAGGUUACAGAGAUCGCAGUCGUAGCUCCUCAUCUGGUUCUGACAGCAAUACGGACAGCAGACCCUAUAGAUGGCAAUUAAAUUUGGGAAAAGGCUGGCAAGAUGUAGAAAAUGAUUAUAUCCUGGAAGCUCAAUUCUCACGCCCUUACACUAAAGGCAUCACCAUCUACAAUACUCCCUGUGGUGCUCUGUCUAUCGACUUUACAAGAAUGCGUAUCUUGAAAAAGACCAACCUGCGAGUAAGACGUAGGGGCUCCCGAAAGAGCAAUUGGCUGUGGUAUUACAGAGAAACCGAUGGCUGGCGUGAGUUCGGAAAGAAGGACGCACAGGGGAACUCCAGUCCAGUGAAUAGCUCCAUGCUGGAAAGUGAGUUCAAGAAGAACUCAUGUGGCACUCUGCAAUUCAUUAUUGACUCCAGCAACUACGAGAUAAGAUUUAAAGACAUGUGCCAGAAAAACUUGUCCACAGGCCACAAAAGGAAGAUCAGAAGACGUCCAAAAUUUGAUUCUCCUCAGGCUGAAGGAGUGAAUACAGUGACAAAUAAGUUAAAGUCCAUGUUGACUUCAUCUAAGAAGGCUCCUCUGUGGCAGUUCAGUGGGAGACGUGGAAACUGGCAUAACUUCAGUUCUCAAGGCUCUUGUUCAGUAUCAAGUGAAGACAUUGAGCAAGAGUUCCAGCGCAAUCAUCAGGGCUCCAUGAGCUUUAAUGUAAAUGGAGACCAGUUCAUCCUGGACUUCUCACAGAUGAUCCAAACCAACGUGAAAACAAAAGCCACUCGCAAUAUCCGACGUGUGAAGCAGUGAUGCUACUCUUACAGCAGGCUUCAGACAUUUGCAGAGGAUAAAGUAGUGGUAAUGCGAUCUGAAUAGUACAUGUGCUGAUGGUGAUGGUUAACCCUUAUUUAAAUUGUAACACCAUUUUACAUACUGCCUUUUGGAUAUUCCAUAUCCUUUAAAUGUGUGUGAGUGUAAAACACAAACAAGCCUGUUUACAUCAAAUAUAUUAGAAUAUUAUGUUUACCACAUGAUUAUUGUGACUGGGUAAUACUUAUGAAUUGAUGAUUUAAUGGGUGCCUAGAUUUCCUGUGGGAUAAUAUGCCUAUUGUUUUUAUGGCAAAUCAUCAAAACCGAUAUAAAGUGAUAACGACUCUAA
This is a messenger RNA of Silurus meridionalis, 1571 nucleotides long. RefSeq lists its product as uncharacterized. The record is from RefSeq and is a predicted model, not a curated record. The transcript is spliced from 10 exons. NCBI's taxonomy places the organism in Eukaryota, Metazoa, Chordata, Actinopteri, Siluriformes, Siluridae. The coding region runs from base 128 to 1222 and encodes 364 amino acids. Gene Ontology annotation, molecular function: zinc ion binding.